Molecule: messenger RNA, 1908 nt
Organism: Dictyostelium discoideum AX4
Lineage: Eukaryota; Evosea; Eumycetozoa; Dictyosteliales; Dictyosteliaceae
Exons: 2
Coding region: 1-1908 (635 amino acids)
Molecular function (GO): protein kinase activity; protein serine kinase activity; protein serine/threonine kinase activity
Source: RefSeq, a predicted model, not a curated record
AUGAAUAUCAAAAGUGAAUUAAAUUAUAGUAAUGGAAGUAAUGAUUCAGAUAUAUAUAAUGAAUAUGGUGGUGGAAGUGGUGAUGAAACAUAUAAUAAAAGCGAUACAGUUGAUUUUAGAUCAAAAGUAAUACCACAACAAUCUAAUUUACCACCAAUAAAUAAUAAAACUGAUAGAUCCCAUUUUCGGGAAUCAAUGGUAGCAUCAAAAAAAACAAUUGGUGCAUUUGUAAUCUCUGAUAUUGCAAUUGGAAAAGGUGCAUUUGCAACUGUCUUUAAAGGUUUAAAUACAUUAUCUGGUGAUUUUGUUGCAAUUAAACGUUUUGAAAAAUCAAAAAUUUCAAAUGAACAACAUUCAAGUGUUUCUACAGAAUUUGAUAUAUUACAAAGAUUAAAUCAUGAAAAUAUUGUUAGAAUUUUAGGUAGGGAAGAGAAUGAAAAUUAUAUAUAUAUAUUUUUAGAGUAUAUGGAGAAUGGUUCAUUGUCAACGAUUUUAAAUAAUUUUGGAACAUUUCCAGAAUCAUUAAUUUGUAAUUAUGUUGAGAAUGUAUUGAAAGGAUUAGUUUAUUUACAUCAAGAGGGUGUUAUUCAUAGGGAUAUUAAAGCGGCAAAUAUAUUGAUAAAUAAAGCAGGUGAGGCGAAAUUGAGUGAUUUUGGUACUGCAGGUGAAAUUAUAAAGGAAUCAGAUAAACGUUAUAGUGUGGUUGGUACUCCAUAUUGGAUGGCGCCAGAGGUUAUAGAGAUUAGUGGUCAUUGUCAAGUAUCUGAUAUUUGGUCAUUAGGUUGUACAAUCAUUGAAUUAUUCACUUCUUAUCCACCCUAUUUCGAUUUAAAUCCAUUGGGUGCAAUGUAUAGAAUUUGUCAAGAUGAUAGACCACCACUACCAGAUGACAUCUCUUCAGAAUUGGCAAAUUUCUUGGAACGUUGUUUUUGUAAAUCAACAGAAGAAAGAGCAACAGCUAAAGAAUUAUUAUCACAUCCUUGGAUCACUAAAAAUCGUACAAAUUUAAUUAACCAUCAAAGAAAUUCUUCAAAACAAUUUACUUCACCACAAAUUAUAAUUAAUAAUCAUCAAAAAUCAUUAUUAAGUAAUAGUAGUGGUGGUGAUGAUAGUGUCACUGAUAGUGAUUUAUCAAUAAGUAAUCAAAGUUCAAGAUCGUCUUCAUUCUUACUUGAUGAUGGUGGCGGUGGUGGUGGCUCAAAAAAUCAUACUGUAAUUUUAACAAAACAACAACCAACACCUGAUCAAAUUGAAUUUAAUAAAAUGCAAAUGGAAUUACAAUUACUAAGAUUAAGAGUUGGUGAAUUAGAAACUGAUUUAAAGAAAGAACAAGAUUUAAAGAAAGAUUCAGAUAGAAAAUAUAGAGAGAUAUUAUUAUCAUCAAUGCAUUAUAUUUAUAUAAUCGAUUCAACAAUGAAUACAAUUACAAAUAGUGGUGGUCAAUCAAUUAAACCUCAAAUUUCAAAUGAUGUAAAUCAUCUUAGAUCAAUUAUGAGAGAUCAAAUUGAAACUGAAUACUUUCAAACUUUUCCUGACGAUAAUAUGGUACCAAGGUUCAUUCAACGAAGAUUCACUCAUGUUGAUCAAGCAAAUAUGAUGAUACCAAAGAAAGCUUUGGAAGCUCAAAAACGUAGAGAAAAAGAACAAGAGAAAUUAAAAGAACAAGAGAAAUUAAAAGAAAAGAAAAAAGAAAAAGAUAUUAAAAAAGAAAAAGAUAAAAAAGAUAAAAAAGAUAAACAAUUAAAAGAUUCAUCAUCAUCUACCACCACUACAAAUUCUACACCUUCAACUCCUGAUCAUUCAGCUUUUCAUUCUUCACCAAUUACUCCUUUAAGCCCUGUUAGAGAGAAUAGUAAACCUUUUCUUUCUUUAAAAGGAAGAUCUUCUUCAAAAAUUUUUAAUGAAUAA